UCCUCCAUGAGGUCACCGCUUGUGGUAGCCAAUCCGCGGCGUUUAAGUGGGCGGGGACCCCAUCGGGUCCCGGGAACCGAAGCCAAGAGCGAGCCGGGGCGGGGGGGGGCCCAUGGAUUUGGAGGGGGAAAAGCCAUGGGGGGCACCCCCCGGAACCCCUUUCCCAGGCGCGCGCUCUCCGCUGGAUGAGGCGCAGAGAGACACUUUCCUCGGGAUAAGUGUGGGGGAGGCUGAUUGGGGGGCUCAUCCGGCUCCAACGCCCGAGGCUCCGAAAAGAGAGAGUUGGCGGAGGGAGCGGACUCCGUGCGGGGCCAUGGCCUAGGCCCUUCGGCCCCGGCCCCGGCCGCAAUGACCUCUUUGCCCUGCCCCCUCCCUGGCCCGGAUGCCUCCAAAGCCGUCUUCCCGGACGUCGCCCCCGUCCCAUCGGUAGUGGCUGCCUACCAGCUUGGCCUGUCCCCUGCAACCGCAGCCGCCUCCGAUUUGCCCUAUUCUGGGCCGUAUGGCCACGUCCUGCCCUAUCCCUACACUGGGCCUGCGACCCCCGGAGACUCCUACCUGCCCUGCCAGCUACCCACGGCGCCGUCUCAGCAGUCUCAUCAAGAGCGGGAGCCAGAGUGGCGUAGUCGGGGCCGCCCGGAUCGGAAGAGGGGAACCCCUCGCCCACCCCCAUCCCGGGGCCGAGCUGUUCCCGGACCGAGAUUCCUCGAGAGGCUGGGCCGGGAGGCAGGAGGUGGCCAGAUCUCCCGCGGCGGCACCGCAAGCGCGAUCCAGCAGCGACCCAGAGGGCCUGAGCUGCCGGCGCUGCGCGCUCUCCGAACCCCGGUCACCUUCCGUGCUAGCCGGGAACCCCUCCGUGGGUGCGGCCGGGCGGAGGAGGGGGCUGCCUUGCACCACCGGGCUUCUAGGGCCCCUGAAAGCCGACUACUCUAGCCAGCCAGCCCUGGGGGAGGGAAGAGAUGGUCACUUUUCUGGAGGAUGUGCCUCAGGAGAGGGAGGCCCUUACAAUAGGGGAGGUGAUGACAAACCCUGGGGCACUUUCCAUACUCUGAAGCUGGGAGGGGUGCUCAUCCUGGCGUCCAAGGCCCACUCUGCCGGGCCCCUCUGACCACCCCUCUUCCGGCAGCGGGGAGGCUGCCACGCAGACACUGUCUCGGGUCUCCGAACAAUGCUUUUGAGUCCCCCCCCCCCCCCCGCGCCGGAACGCCCUUCCCCCGUGCUCUCCUGGCCUCAGCCCAGCCCUCGACCCAGCCCUUCUUCCCCGCCCCGCCCCAAGCUGGCGCCACCGCACGCGGCUGAACUCUGUCAUCCCGCCGCUGGGCGCCGCCCCGACCCUCGCUCCGGCCAGUGGCUCUGUCCCCCUUAGGGUCACAGGACCGUUAAGAGUGGGAGCUCCCUGAGGGCAAGAACUGCGGCUAGUCCCACGUGGCACACAGUGGACGUGUGGGGUUUGAAAGGAGGGUGGAGCGGAAGGUAGAGAAGGGCCGAACCCCAAGCCCGAGUUUUUGCUAAUCCGUGGCCGGAAUGCAAACGACAUGCAGAUGAGCCGUGAGACGGCGCGUCAGCCCC
Messenger RNA from Eubalaena glacialis (North Atlantic right whale), 1566 nucleotides. It is a transcript of the gene DLX4, whose product is annotated as distal-less homeobox 4. The transcript is spliced from 2 exons. Gene Ontology annotation, biological process: cell differentiation; embryo development; negative regulation of transcription by RNA polymerase II. The coding region runs from base 349 to 930 and encodes 193 amino acids. The record is from RefSeq and is a predicted model, not a curated record. Gene Ontology annotation, molecular function: RNA polymerase II cis-regulatory region sequence-specific DNA binding; DNA-binding transcription factor activity, RNA polymerase II-specific. Lineage: Eukaryota; Metazoa; Chordata; Mammalia; Artiodactyla; Balaenidae.